Cinara cedri is the source of this 3604-nucleotide messenger RNA. The record is from the annotation of a GenBank genome assembly. Lineage: Eukaryota; Metazoa; Arthropoda; Insecta; Hemiptera; Aphididae.
UUAUUUUGUUGAUUGAUAGUUUUGUCCUUUGAUCACAUAAACUAUUACACUAAAUAUUUAGUAUAAUGUAUAUUAUUUUGAUCAAAUGUUUUGCCUAUAACAUACUAUAGUUUAUCCAAGGUAUAAGAUAUCAAUAAUAUUAUGAUCAUAGCCAACUAACGUAUUGCCAUUAUUACUUAUUAUAUAGUUAAUGUUACGAAUAUAGAUGCUAUCUUUAUUCGUGGUUAAUGUUAAUAGUUAUAGUUAUAUUUGUAUUAUUAUAUAAUACACACUAGUCACUACACAGUGAGAUAUUGAGAUUACCGAAACCGGCGAAAUCCAUUUGUUUAAGUAUAAAUAAAUAAAUAAUUUUAUUAAAGUGUUUUUAAAGUGCAUUUAUUUGUUUAAUUUGUGUUAACUAUCUGUUGCGUUAUCUCAGAUGGGUUCUACAACGACCAACAAAUUGAAACCGGACAUCUCCGAUUAUGUCAAACUGAACAUAGGUGGAUCAUUGUUUUACACUACUAUUACUACUCUAUCAAAACUUGAUUCAAAGCUUCUUGAUUUAGUAUUAUCAGAAGCAGCUGAUAAUAAUUGUAAUUCAUCUGAAUCUGAAGGUAUGUUAGAUGGUUCAGUAUGUUAAACAAAAUUUGUAUUAUAUUAGAUAUCUUUUAAUUUAACUAAUGAUCCAAUAGGUUGGGUGUUUAUCGAUCGAUGUGGCAAACAUUUUGGAACAAUACUCAAUUUUCUCCGUGAUGGAUCCGUACCAUUACCCGAGUCUUCUGUAGAAAUAUCUGAAAUACUAGCCGAAGCCAAGUUUUAUGGUGUUUUUGAGUUAUUUGAUGCUUGUGAACAGGCCUUACAAAAGAAAAAAAAUAGAAAUACAAAUAUAACUUGGGUAACAUUGAUAACUUCUCAAAAUGAAGCAACAAAAUUGAUUUCUAUAUCAUUGAAGGUAUUUAUUUUUAUUUUACUUUAAAUAUUUGAAUUUUUAUCCGUGUAUUAGAUUUUAAAAAAUAUAGGAUAAGAAAAAAAUUACAAGUUAAAAAAUAAUAUAUUUAUGAUACUAAGCAUAAUAUUUUAUAUUUAUUAGGUAUAUUAAAUGGGCUUAGGUUAAUCAAGGCUUAUUUACUUUAUUCUAAAGGAUAUUAUGUUAAUACAAAUUAACAUAGGUUAUCUCAAUAUGUGUUUAUAUCUAAGAAUAAGAUUAACUUUGGUAAAUUAACUACACUACUAUUAUUAUAAUUACGAUAAUAAAAAUAUAAUACUGAAGUACUGAGAGAGUAUUACAAGAGAAUGAUGAACUAACGUUAUUUACAAAGAGAAAAUUAUAAUGUAUAUAAGUGUCGAUAAAGAUUCUUCAAAGAUAUAUUAUUCCACUUUAUAAUUUUCUUGAAUAUACACUUACGUGCAACUAAAUUGACUCACUCCUCUAGUAUGUACAAAAAAGGAAAUAUUUUUACUUUACGAUGAUAUCAUUAUCAUGGAAGUAUGUAUAAUAUUUUUCAAACUAACGUUAUUUGAACUUUAUAGUAGCAAUAUAAUCUAUUAAUCAAAAAUUUCCUGCCUUUAUCUAUAUUAUUCUACGUACACUGUCUCAUUUUUCAUUUUGUCAUAUUAAUCACUUAUCGGACAUUGAUCUAAAUACAUCUUUAGAAUUUGUAUUUAUUGUUUUUGCAAAACCAUGGAUACUAUGACAGACUAAUCUUCAACAGUUAUUGAUUUGUUGCACGCAAGAUUUAGUCAACAAGAAGUACCUUAUCGACUAAACCUGAGUCAAUCUACUGUCUUAAGAGUAUUCAGAAUACUUUUUAACUAAAUCAGAUUAAAAAAAAAACAAAAUUUGAAAUGCUAAAAGAAUUAUUUCCAUACAUUUUCCAAUACUACGUAUUUUUUGGUUUUACUCAAUUAUUAAAAAAACUACUUUCUUACUCACAGACUAGAUUAAAAAUGCAACAUAUAAAGUUAUUUUUCUAUUAGAGCAAUGUUUAUGGUAGAAAACAUAAACUGUACAAAUUUAAAAUACUAAAAUUGUGCUGUAAUUUGAAAAAAUACCAAAAACGUGGUUAUAUGUUAAAAAGAACAAAAUCGAUCUUAUGUCAUUUUUCAAUUGGAACAAUAUUUCUGGUAAAAAACAUAAGUUUUCAAAAAUGAAAACAAUGAAAUUGGUAACAACACGCUAUAAAUAUUUAUCAUUUUACUUAUAAUUUUUUUGUGGGGGUUUUCCUAUUUAUUUAGAAAAUCUUUUGAAAAAUAAAAAAAAAUACCCAUUUAAUUCACCAAUUAGAUCAAAUUUCCUUUUAGAAAAGGUACUUUACUCUAUACAUAGGAGCAAGAUUUCUUUUUAAAAAGUUGUUUACAGACAGAAAAAAAAACACAUAGUAAAACCAAUAAAUCCCUAUCGCUAUGUUCUUAUUCUAAAAUACAUAUAUUCUUGUUCCAUAGAAUGUUUGCUUCAGUUAAAAUAAUUCCAGUACACUAUAGAUGUCUACUUUUAAAAUAACUUGGUACAUAGUUUAUGAAUUUGAUACUUACAUAUUUCAAUUUAAGAUUAAAGUGUAUAAUAAUGUAUAGGAUAAUUAUUUAUUUUAAUUAAUUAAUUAAUUAUUAUAUCUAAUGUUUUAAUUAAAUUUGUAUUAAAUUAUAAAUAAUAUAUGAAGUAUAAACUGAAAACACAUCAAAAGUUAUAUUUUAUACAAGUAUUAGGUAGGGGGUGCAAUUCUUAGUAUAAUAAUUUAUUAUGAAAUAAUGGACAUUAUCCUGUAAUUGUAUUGCUAUAAUUAUAUAUUAUUUUGGAUAUAUAUAUAUAUAUAAAUAUUUAUUUUUUUAUCCAGCCUGUGGUUAAGUUUGCUAUCAAUCGACACAACAAUAAAUAUUCCUAUACUAGGUAUGUUUUUAUAUAUUUGUACCUAAAUUUAAUUAAUUGUAUCUUGAAUUUAUAUCUAAUCUUUAUAUUUAUUGUUCAAUAGUGCUUCUGAUGAUAAUUUGUUGAAAAAUAUUGAGCUUUUUGAUAAAUUAGCCGAAAAACAUAAGGAACGCGGUCUAUUCAUUAAAGAUGUAAUAGGAUCAAACGAAAUUUGCUGUUGGACAUUUUAUGGUCCUGGAGGAGCUGUAAAAAAAGUGGCUGAAGUAUGUUGUACCUCAAUAGUGUAUGCUACAGAUAAAAAACAUACAAAGGUAAUUACAUUUUGUAUUUAAAAUUUAUCUUAAAAUACACCUAUUAAUGUUUUGUUGUAGGUAGAUUUCCCAGAGACACGUAUUUUAGAAGAGACUAUGAAUGUCAUGCUGUUGGACACAAGAGCCAAUAAGUCUGUACAGGAACACGAACUAAUUGAAGCUACAUCAAGUUCUUACAGAAAUUGUUGUUGCUCGUGUUCAAAUCAAUGUUCAGAGGUACAAUUAUAGUGAAGUAUUACCAGUAUAUAAGAAAAUACCUUAUUACUGUGAUGUGUUAUGUAAAAAUGACAAAACCUUUUUUAAAAUACAUUACUGUAAAUCAAAUUUAACAUUUUAAUCCUAUUUCAUAGACAUUGUGUGAUUGAUGUUGUUUUACAUUGGCAUAUGAUAUACAUCAGGCAUAAAACUGAUAUUAGCAGUGGAUUAGUAUUGUUUAUAUAUAUAUAUA